Molecule: messenger RNA, 1269 nt
Organism: Triticum urartu
Lineage: Eukaryota; Viridiplantae; Streptophyta; Magnoliopsida; Poales; Poaceae
Source: RefSeq, a predicted model, not a curated record
AGCGCCCAACUAGCCAGCAUUUAUUCCAUGCAUCCCCGCUCCCCUUCCUCCCACCUCAAGUACUAGCGCAGCGUCUCAUCUCAUCAAGUACGCAACAAACCAUUCUCCGUCCCCCGGACGCUCGUUCUUCCCUUCUCUCCCGGACGCUAGUUCUUCUCCAUCCACCUCCCCAACCCAAGGAUCCUCACCAGCAUGGACCCAACAGCACCAGCGUUUAAUCGGGUUGCUGCUCCAACAGUUGAGGAUCUCGACCAGCGCGCACUACUAAUAAGGGAUAAAUUCAGUGCUGAGGGUUGGCUUUGUCCGCGUUGUUAUCAAGUAAACAACCAAAUAGACAACCUACUCUAUAGGGUUCCAGCUUUCGAGUGUACUAAUCCCGAUAAGUGCAAUGCUAAGUGCCCUGGGACAGUUGAAUUGAGCAUUACUGACUGCAUAAUGAAUACCGUCAGGACCAAUUUUCUGAUUAGAAGUCAAGGCGAUAACCGGAACUGCACAGCACAUGCAGUCUUGGCCGGCAUGGAUGCUGCACUUAAAAUCGAAGGGGCCCUCCGCGGCGUGCCUGUGUUACAGCCACUCAAUGGUACAAGCCUAUUAAGAGACUACCACCGCUUCUAUCCGGAUGGUGUUGGGCAUGAAAGAGAGCGGGAAUGGAGAGGAUAUCGCAGAUACGAACAGUUGCUGAGGGUUGCCCAGGCGUUCGGAGUUGAGUAUGUGUCUCCAAUGAGAACAAUCACAAGGGCGCUGAGACUGCAAUCCUGGUUUCGACUGACAACUAGGCAGACUAGUAUGGACUAUCUAGUGCGCCUGAUCGCUAAUGGCUAUCCGUUAUUAGCCACCAUGGAGAUUGGUCGCUGGUUCAGAAUGGCAGCGGAUGGACACUUGUACAUGGGGCCUCCUGCUGAAUUUCCCGGUAAUCAUGCUGUGUUGCUGAUCGGAAGCGUAGCACGACAAGUGGUGCUCCCAAAUAACAUAACCCGGCAGAGUGAGGUGGUUCCCAGCCUUCUUUUUAAGGCAAGGAACUCAAAUGGGUCUACAGCUCACAGGUCUGCUGCACAAGGAGGUUAUGGUGGGGAUGUGUACCUAUUGGCGCAGGAUUUGGGUCCAUACUUGUAUGGAUUUCGUAUUGAGAUCCCAACCUGGAUGCUUCCUAAUGAUGCCCAUGGUUUUGGGUACCGCCCGAGAAAAACGAAUACCGGGCGGUUACCGCGUUUCUCGCCGCCCCACGAGAAAUACCUAUACCGAGCAAAAAAUACCGAAUUUUUUGAAUAA